This is a messenger RNA of Chanos chanos (milkfish), 3042 nucleotides long. RefSeq names its product dipeptidyl-peptidase 3 (gene dpp3). Gene Ontology annotation, cellular component: cytoplasm. The record is from RefSeq and is a predicted model, not a curated record. The transcript has 18 exons. Lineage: Eukaryota; Metazoa; Chordata; Actinopteri; Gonorynchiformes; Chanidae. Gene Ontology annotation, molecular function: metalloexopeptidase activity; dipeptidyl-peptidase activity. Bases 120 to 2300 code for a protein of 726 amino acids. Gene Ontology annotation, biological process: proteolysis.
UGGACGCUGAAAUCAGGUAGAAAGUGAAUUUAAAAACUGUCUCAAAAAUUACCGGGGAUUUCAUAAGAAACUUGUAACAUUUUUAGGACAUAAACAGAACAGGCUGCCUGCAAGUCAACAUGGUGGACUCUCAGUACUACCUGCCCAACGACAUUGGGAUCUCUGCCCUGGACUGUGGGGAGGCAUUUAAGCUGCUGUCGCCCAAGGAGAAGCUGUACGCUCACUACCUCUCCAGAGCAGCCUGGUAUGGAGGUCUGGUGGUGCUGCUCCAGACCUCUCCAGAGUCAGCCAACAUCUACGUGCUCCUGCAGAGAAUGUUCCGGAAACAGCCACCGGCACAGCUAGAGUCAGUUGCCACGGCAGCUGGCCUUAGCCCUGAGGAGUACCAGGCAUUCCUUGUCUAUGCUGCUGGGCUAUACGCAAACAUGGGGAACUACAAGUCAUUUGGUGACACCAAGUUCAUUCCCAAUCUGCCAAAGAACAAGUUCAAGGCACUUGUGUGGCACAGUCAGGCAUUUAAAGAGAGCCCUGGGGAGAUGGAGCAGUUGUGGAACAGCUGCUCUGAGCUCAUCUACUCACUUGAGAACCGUCAGAAACAGCUUGGACUGGGAGAAAAGGGAAUCACCACCUACUUCUCAGGGAACUGCUGUUUAGACGAUGCAGAGCUUGCACAGAAAUUUCUGGAUUCCAAGAACCUGAGUGCCUACAACACCCGCCUGUUCAAAAAGGAUGCAGAGGGGAAACAUUGCUAUGAAGUCCGCCUGGCCUCUGCCGUAAAGAAGGAGUGUGCUGUUGAUGGUGAGGGAGAGACCUGUUGUGGAAAAUACGAAUUUGAGGAUUCCAUGUUUAUUGUGAAAAGAGGUGACUAUGCUCCACUGAUGGAGAGAGUGUGCCAGAACCUGGAGAAAGCCAAGACCUACGCUGCAAAUGAGAACCAGAAACACAUGUUGGAGGAGUAUAUAAGGAGUUUUACCUUUGGCUCGGUGGACGCACACAAAGAGGGCUCUCGCUUCUGGAUCAAAGACAAGGGACCCAUUGUGGAGAGUUAUAUCGGCUUCAUCGAGAGCUACAGAGAUCCCUUUGGAUCCAGGGGCGAGUUCGAAGGCUUCGUUGCCGUGGUGAACAAGGCCAUGAGCGCUCGCUUUGCUCAGCUGGUGAGCUCGGCGGAGAUCCUGCUGCCGGAGCUGCCCUGGCCGACGGCCUUUGAGAAGGACCGUUUCCUCAAACCAGACUUCACCUCCUUGGACGUGCUGACCUUUGCCGGCAGUGGCAUCCCAGCAGGCAUCAACAUCCCCAACUAUGAUGACAUCAGACAGACAGAGGGCUUUAAGAAUGUGUCUUUGGGGAAUGUUCUGGCGGUUGCAUAUGCUACCCAGAAAGAGAAACUAACCUUCUUGGAGGAGAGUGACAAGGAUGUGUACAUUAAGUGGAAAGGACCCUCCUUCGAGGUACAGGUUGGGCUUCAUGAGUUGCUGGGACAUGGCAGUGGAAAGCUGUUUGUCCAGGAUGAAAAGGGAAACUUAAACUUCGACCAGCAGUCUGUUCGUAACCCAGAGACAGGAGAGCUGAUCACCAGUUGGUAUAAGGGCAGUGAAACAUGGGACAGCAAAUUUUCCACCAUCGCCUCAUCAUAUGAGGAGUGUAGAGCUGAGUGUGUGGGGCUUUACUUGUGUCUCAACAAGCAAGUGCUCAGUAUCUUUGGGCAUGAGGGUGAGGAGGCGGAGGAGGUGGUAUACAUUAACUGGCUGAACAUGGUGAGGGCAGGCCUCCUGGGACUGGAGUUUUACACACCAGAGAGCAAGAGCUGGAGACAGGCCCACAUGCAGGCACGCUUUGUGAUCCUGCGGGUUCUGCUGGAGGUGGGUGAGGGCUUUGUGACUCUGAAAGAGCGAACCGGGGCAGACGGCCUACCCGACGCAGUCAUCACGCUGGACCGCAGCAAGAUCCACACAGUGGGCAAGAACGCGAUCCAGAAGUUCCUCUGCAAACUGCAGGUCUGCAAGGCUACGGCAGACGUGCAGGGAGGACGGGCUUUGUACGAAGGUUAUUCCGCCGUGACGGAUGACGGCGCUCACAACUUCCUGCGCCUCAGGGAGAUAGUGCUCCUACGCAAGGAGGCACGCAAGAUGUUUGUCCAGGCUAAUACCAGACUCCAAGGUGACGCAGUGGAGCUGGUGGAGUAUGAAGGCAGUGCUGCAGGCCUCAUUCUGUCUUUCAUCGAUCGUUUCACUGAUGACGCUGAAGAAGUGGAGGCUCACCUCCUGGAGCUGAGCUCCAGAGAUUCCCCCUGUUGGUGCUGAGUGGACACUGCACCCAUAGACCUAUCUCUUCUCACAUACGUACACACACCCUGUGCACAGUUCUGUUAGACAACACUGUAGCUACAUGUUAGGUGACUAAACACAGGGAAUGGAUCAACUUUGCAGUGAGUUGUUAGAGGUUGUUUGGUAAUAAAAAUAUCCACAAACUAGAGGAGAUACUCAGAAGCAUCCUUUAGCAGGUAUAAUACAUUUAGUCUUAUACACACCUUCAGUUUACUCUGUAACGCCAUACAUUGUUUAAUCAGUGUUAACCCAGUUGUACUGUCUCAAUCUGUAUCAUCUAUUCCUCUCAAAUGAACUACUGCCUGAUUUUCCCACUCAAAUAAAAAUAAAAAUGUUUUACCACUCACAAGGGGAGAAAUAGCUUGCUGUGAGGAAAGUGUGGAAGAAAGACUUGUGUAAUCUUUAAAAACUUGUGUACUUCUUCUCUCCCUGAAGUUAUUUUUAAACUGAAAACGUCUUUGUAUUCACGUAACAGUGGAUUUUAGCAAGUUGUGCAGUGUUACACCAGACUAAUCAUCAGUUUUGCCAGUCUGUGACUUGAAUUUUGUAUAAAAAGAGACAUUUGUUGGUUCUUAAUCAAACAGGGAGAAACACAAAUCCUUCUUGUGGUAGUUCUUUUUGUGUGGAUACAUGGAAAUGUGAGUGGGACUCCACUGGUGUUGGUUUUGAGUUUUAUAGUGUACUGUGUGAAGGGUGCAUGAAUCCCGACAGUGGGGGC